AUGGAUCCCCGAUCGCACCCUUCACGGCCUCCGUCAACCAGCUCGACCCCCAUCUCGAGUAUGCCGAUGCCUCAGUACCCGAUGCAGCCUCAGUACCCGGUGUCGCAGCCGCACACGCUGCCUCCUCUCCAGCCUCAUCACACCCAAUCGCCCGCGCCGCACCCCUACAUGAGCCAGCCUUACCGGCCGGACUUGGGUCGCUACCCGACCUCGACACACGACGUGUACGGAGGUUCGACGGCUCCCAUCAUGCCGCACACGACUGUCGGUAGCCAGCCGCCGUCAUACAUGUCGCAUCCUACCCACUCCCCCCAGACUCACCAGUCUUAUCCCCCGCCCCCGAGCGGGUUGCCUCCCACGUCGAGCGCGCAAAGCUACCCUCAGCCCAUCGCUCCCGCUCCCCCGCGUGACCGCCGCGACUUCAACGGCCUCCCCUCUGGUGCUUUCAGCUACUCCGACGGCAAGUCCUGGGGCAUGGGCCCUGAUGUGAACGGUGCCAACGGCUCUCCCUACGGUGCUAAGGAACCGCCACGCACACAGGUCGUGGGCUCUCAGGGCCGUCGUGGCAUUCUGCCGAGCGUUCCGGGCCGCGCGACCCCGGUUACCAAUGGUGUCAAUGGCACUGCGAAGAGCACUACCAUCCCCGCCAAAGAUGCCGAUGGCAAAUUUCCCUGCCCGCACUGUAACAAGACCUAUCUCCACGCGAAGCACCUGAAGCGUCAUCUUCUGCGACACACCGGUGACCGCCCCUACAUGUGUGUUCUCUGCAAGGAUACCUUCUCCCGCAGUGACAUCUUGAAGCGCCACUUCCAGAAGUGCUCAAUCCGCCGGGGUAACCCUACGGGCGCGACCCACUUGUCCCACCCUCAGGCCCAUCUGAAGCGCUCUCAACAGGCGGCUGCGGCUGCUGCCGCUGCCAACCCCGCUAAGCCUAUUGAUGAAGUCAGUAAUCCCGUUCCUGCCCAGGCUUCCAACGGUGUGAUGGGUGCGCAAUUCGGCGAUGGGGCCGUGAAUGGCAAUGGGAUGGCCCAUGGUCGUCCCGGCUACGCGGAGCAGCAGCCUCUCGGUUUCACGAUGCAGUCCGUUAACGGCAUGAACCGUCCCGGUGACGACUUCAACGGACAUGCGUCGCGAGCCUCGUGGAUGGCGCCCAAGCAGAAUCCGUACCUCAUGCACCAUGGUGGUGACGGCCAUGCGCAGCAACUGAGUGUUGAUCGUCCUCUUGAACAGGUAAAGCCCCUCAUUGACCCUAAACAUCCGGUCAUGCCCGGUCCCCAUUCCAAUCAGCCCGGUGUUGACUGGACCUCGAUGUUUCAGCACGGUGCCUCCGAUGGCUACAUGAAUCCCGUUUUCCCUCACUCCAUGGCCGCGGGUCAAGAGUCCAUCCACGCCCCCGUCGACGGCGACCGCAAGUUCUACCCUGCAACGACCGCGGGCGGCCACGAGAACGGUAUGAACGGUCUUUACCUGGCUUCUACUAUGAGCGGUGACGGGACCGUUCAGCCCGCGAGACAGUAA
Messenger RNA from Penicillium maclennaniae, 1518 nucleotides. RefSeq names its product C2H2-type zinc finger protein. Gene Ontology annotation, molecular function: DNA-binding transcription factor activity, RNA polymerase II-specific; RNA polymerase II cis-regulatory region sequence-specific DNA binding. Gene Ontology annotation, cellular component: chromatin. Bases 1 to 1518 code for a protein of 505 amino acids. The record is from RefSeq and is a predicted model, not a curated record. Gene Ontology annotation, biological process: regulation of transcription by RNA polymerase II. The transcript is spliced from 3 exons. Lineage: Eukaryota; Fungi; Ascomycota; Eurotiomycetes; Eurotiales; Aspergillaceae.